AUGGAGCCAUCCGUUCCAUUAAUAAAAUUUGUCAAAAAUCCGUUAUAUCGAGAAAUCCGUUAUAUCGAGGGUAAAUUAAUUAUAGAUUAUGAUAAUCCGUUCCAGACUCCAAUUCCGAUAUAUCAAGACUUUACUUAUAUCAAGGUUCCGGUAUAUCGAAUUUCACUGUGUAUUACUAAAAAUCCUAAACAAAUGCGAAUAUGUACAGGAUUGCCUUCUUAUUAUGAUAUAGCUCAUGAUGAAUUCUCAAGCUGA
Molecule: messenger RNA, 255 nt
Organism: Rhizophagus irregularis DAOM 181602=DAOM 197198
Lineage: Eukaryota; Fungi; Glomeromycota; Glomeromycetes; Glomerales; Glomeraceae
Source: RefSeq, a predicted model, not a curated record